CCCUCGUGCCUAAUCGUCCGUUCUGCGAAUUCGUACAAUUUUAUUCGCGGGUAGAAAAAAAUCAUUUUUAUAAAAGUUUUUGGAUUGCUGAUCCAACGGAUAUGCAGCAAAACGAAUAAUGAUCCGCAUCAUCCAUAAGACACCUGACCACAGUAUAAUGUUGAUCGUUUAUCUCUUGUUGGUGUUAUGCGCCGGACGUCUUAUCGAUGCCGAAAAAGCCAAGUGUUGCGGCCGCGUGACCGGGAACUGUAAGAGAGCCUGCGAACAAUUGGCUGUUCUACAAGAAUACCCAAAAGACAAAAUAGCUGGGCGGAUAACCGAUUUUUAUAAUCAUUGUUCCGCCAAAAACGUCCGGCACGUUGAAUGGUGUAUGUCGUCUUCGGCUCAAGAUACCGAGAUAAAGUGGCUGGAUGCGGCUAGGAAGUGCUGCGACGUGGCCAGGUCGGAUGGCUGCCAACUGUCCUGUUUAGACCGAAACGCCGGGUCCCGGUCUGUGCACAGGGACUGCCAAGACGAAACAGAUUUCUUUAAUUGUCUACAACACCAACAGGUCAAAGAUACGUGUUGUGGCGACAAUACGGACGCGGCGCAGUGUCAGAUCGCGUGCGAGAAAUUCCUAGCCAACACGCCAUCCAUCAACCGACACGCAGUCAACCAGGAAAUUCUCGAUCUGUGCUCGGCCGAUCGUCGAGACACGCGUUCCGCCACCACAGCCACCACAUCGGUCGAGUUGCACCGCCGGUGUACCCGAAAUACAACCGCCAGACAACCAUCGUCCGACGGACACAAAUACCUGCACUGCUGUAAGUUAGCCGCGGAUACGCAGUGUGAACAGGCCUGUCAGGACAGUCUGCGCAGAAAAUUCGACUCAGACGUCGAGGCAGUCGACAGUUUGGAGGGCAGAGGAUGCGGACCGCCGUCGUUGGACGACCGGUUUUGGCAAUGUUUCUUGCAAAGCGAACGGGCCGAGCAGAAAGAUACGUCGGCGCCUGCACCGAUGUCACAAAUAGAGAAACUCGGCAUGGAUAGCGUUAAACUACAUUGUUGUGAAAAGGCGACAAUUGCGGGAUGUCGCAAACUUUGCUUGAAAACGUUUACAAAUGAAUGGUCUUCAUCGUGGAACGAUUUCAAUUUCGAAUGUUUGUCGCAUCCUAACGAAGAUCGAUUGCUCAAGUGUUUGGACGACGUCGAAGAACCGUGUGAUCUGGGCUGCGACGGCCUGAACUACUGUACGGCAUUCAACAACCGGCCUACUGAGCUGUUCCGGAGUUGUUCGCCGCAGACGGAUGAGGCGGCCCACUACGAUGUGACGUUGUGGCGUCAGCGCGGCACCAUCACGCUGUUCAACUACGAGUUACCGCUGAAAAACAUCACCAAGUGCAUGCCCGACAGUUGGAAAGCAGUCGCCUGCAUCCUACAGAUACGGCCGUGUACUAGACAAACGCACGUCAACAAAAUCUGUCGCGACGACUGUCUGGAGCUGUUGAGCACGUGCCUGGACUGGAUAAACUCGGCGCCGGGAAUGUCGGCGAACGCGCUUUGCGCGCGACUGUCGCCCGACUCCGGGCCUUGCGUGCCGCUCGGAGCAUUCGCCGAACUCGGGGCACCUCGGCCGCAGUCACCGCGACUACAACACGACAGCCAGACGGCCGUCAUACAGAACACAGCGUUAGACUUGCCGGAGGUGACCACCCCGUGCAAGCGGAAUCCGUGCGCCCCCGGUUCUGUAUGCCUGGUCAACAGAGGCUGCAGGAUUGGCCGUGGAUGUAAGCCGUACCGGUGCGUGGCUGGGUGCAAGGCGGGCGAGGUGUCGCACUUCCUCGUGCCAGAAGACUCGUACGCUCGCAUACCCACGUUCAACGGUCAAAAGGGCUGCGUCAAGAUCUGCCUGUGCACGAAGAAGGGCAUCGAAAAAUGUCAGCAGGUACCCUGUUCGCAGAUGCAGCCCUGUUGGUUGGUUGGCAAACCGAUUGACCACGGAUCCACGUUCGAGAUGGAUUGCAACACGUGCAACUGCUUCGCCGGCGAAAUCACUUGCACAAAGAAACACUGCGAACCCACGACCGUCAACGCCGUAUCACGGUACAGACACACCGGACUGCCGUGCAACUGCGCUCCUCACCACGUGCCCGUCUGCGGUUCCAACGGCAACACUUAUCCCAACUCGUGUCUAGCCAAGUGUGCCGGUCUAUCUGACGUGGACCUCAAGUUCGGCACAUGUUGGAGCGACGAUCCUUGCGCCGGCGAUCACACUUGUCGAUCGGAUGAGAGGUGCGUGCCAGCCCGUCAGGUGUGCUUAUCAAUGUUGAAGAAAUCUUGUGUUCAAUACAAAUGUGUUUCAGAAAAGACACCAUGCGAAGACGCAGCUAAAGGUGUGGUAUGCGAUACGGACGACGUGGAACACUCUAACAUGUGUCACUUAUUACGGUCUGGCAAAACGCUAGCCUACAACGGCCCAUGCCUAGUGGGAUGCAAUUCGACGGGAAGCGUAUGCGGCGUAGAUGGCAAUACUUAUCCAUCUGAGUGCGCGGCGUUUGCGGAAUCGGCGAGCGUCGACUACCCAGGACCGUGUGCAUCUUCCGGGUUCAUCGGACACAACGGUCGGCCGUAUUGUGCCGCAAAAGGCGCAGUAGACUGCCCGAAACUGCCCCAAAAAGGAUGUCUGGGUAUCACUCCACCCGGGGCUUGCUGUCCCAAAUGCGCCGGAGCUCUGCGUUUACUUUUUAGUCAGAAACAAGUCGACCGGGUGAUGCAUACGCUGAAAAAGCCUUCGGUAAACGCACUGAACACAAAGUCUAUACUCCGGGCUUUGGACAGGCACGUGCUGGUGGCCGAAUGCGUAGUCCGUGGCCACCUGACCAUGUACCAAGACCUGCUGGUACUGGUCGAGUCCACGGUCCGGAACCCAACCAGGUUGCAACUGGAGGCUUGCAUCAGGGAAUCGGAAAAACUGUCCACACUGGUGGAAACAUCAAGUCCCCGGGUCACGAUUGACCUGAGUCUCAGCACGCUCAUCUCGGCCAGCCCAGUUCACGAGAUGGUCGCGGACGACGAUGCCGACGCCACUGCCGACGCACCCGAUCGCCGGGCCAGUGUCGCCAUCGCCUCCAUGACGCUGAUUCUGGCUGUGCUCAUUCGCUAAAAACAAAAAUAAUCCGACUGAAUUUUUUUUAUUGUUUAUUAUUUUUCAUUUCAUUUUUGUUUUAGCAUUUUACUCAACUCGAUAUUGUAUGGUUUAAAAAUAUUUCGAUAGUAAGUAAUAGUUAUUAUGUACAUAUUAUUAUUGUUAUUAUUAUUACAGUAGUAAUAUUAUUAUAUAUAGAACGAUUAUAAUAUUAUUAGCGAUGGCUGUGAUAAAAAAGCAUUAUUCUUACGUGCCUAUUUUAUACAAUGUUGUAAUGUUUUCCUU
Molecule: messenger RNA, 3409 nt
Organism: Rhopalosiphum maidis (corn leaf aphid)
Lineage: Eukaryota; Metazoa; Arthropoda; Insecta; Hemiptera; Aphididae
Gene: Reck
Product: reversion-inducing cysteine-rich protein with Kazal motifs
Exons: 15
Coding region: 119-3142 (1007 amino acids)
Biological process (GO): extracellular matrix organization
Cellular component (GO): plasma membrane
Molecular function (GO): protein binding; metalloendopeptidase inhibitor activity
Source: RefSeq, a predicted model, not a curated record